Molecule: messenger RNA, 2251 nt
Organism: Biomphalaria glabrata
Lineage: Eukaryota; Metazoa; Mollusca; Gastropoda; Planorbidae
Exons: 16
Coding region: 117-2114 (665 amino acids)
Source: RefSeq, a predicted model, not a curated record
AUUGAUUAGGUUAUUGGUAAGUCCUCACCAGUAACUUACAAGGCUGAGCUCUGCCUAUAUAAGUACGACCGAAAAGUGACACCAUCAAACUACACUUCUGUCAGAAUACAUUCACCAUGAAGGCUUUCAAGGGAGGUAACCUCUCAUUGGUGAUAUUUUUGUUACUACCAGCAGUUGUUUUAAGUGUUGUUACUGACCAGCUGUUUAAUAAUACAGUUAUGACUUUGACUCAAAGCAUCCAAGAUCUGCAAGCAAGAAUCAAUGGACUGACAAAGGAAGCAUUGAAUCAGAAGCUUACCAUCGAAGAAAGAGUCAGGUCAGAAGGCAGCUCUGGAAUCAAGCAGACCCGAAACUAUGUCCAUGGAACGUCCAGCUACUUUGACAACACCCACGUCGGGGUCAGCAGCAUGAUGUCCAUCCAUGACCACUCCAACUACCACGACACACUGGGCAUGGGGGAGGUGAUUGCUGUACUGAACGGCGUAGAGUUUAGGACACGUCACAACGACUAUCGUUUGGUGGAGCCUGACCCCACCAACACCACUUUCCGCGCUGUCCGGGACAUCCUGCCUCCACCUACCCCCCCAGCUGUCCUGAGUCAGCCGACACUGGAUCUCCAGAUCAAGGAACUCAGACAGUGGUUCAAAGCUUUCCAACAACAGAACACCACUCUAAGAGAUUAUCGCCCCUAUUUCGUCCCUGUACUCUGUUACUUAGAAGGCUUUUGGAGUUUGGAAGAAGCAAUCAAAGAACCAUUUGCAAGUGAUCGUCAUCUUUUACUUGCUAGUAGUUGGCAGCAACUUUUAAACCAGAUUAUCUACACUUCCUACACUGGCAACAAAGACCUUAACGAGAAUAUGGCUUUCCUGCCUUCAGCUAUCAUCUCCAUAGACGCCACAGGGAGACCGCUGUACGCACAAUGGAACUACAGGAUCCUUUGCAAGCAGCCCAGCGUGGACAUACCUCUGAAAUAUUUUAGACGUCAAAUUGACCUGCCCACCCUAGCCAGAAGUGGAACUAACGCUAACAACGUCAAUAACACAAGGCUGGCACGUUUUCGCUUGACGGACUUUGAUCCUGAAAGACAAGAAAGCGGACUGACACUAUUGGACAAGCUUAUGCAAGAGAUUCCAGGCCUAGACAACAAUCCAUCUUUUCUGAACGAAGUGGCAUUCGGGCAAACCAUCUACAACGAACGGUACCCAAACAAUACUCGAUUAAAUACGGGCUAUUACCACAGGAGAUUUAAAACCGGCACUGCUGGAGCCAUGGGCACUUCGACCGUCAUGCGAGGCUUUCACGAUGAGUUGCUGUUUAUGGCUGAGACAACACAGCCCCUGGUGGCGCCCGUCAACUUCACCAUCUGUUAUUCCGCUAGCAACUGCACCACCCGCACCUCACGCUUCUCUUACGCGAUUCCAUUGGAAGUGGUCUAUAUGACCCCGCUACUUACUUGGGACCCUUAUGACCUGCCUGACGGUAGUUUGACUGGUAUAACAAAGGGAGGUAGGAACGGCGACACACGUGACCCAGCGCAGGCCUUCAACGGAACCAAUCCGAUUGUUUAUUUCUAUAAAACUCCCGUAGAAUUUUACAACAGCACAGCCAGUCAGAAAGAUCCAGCUGAUACUAGUGGAGCGGUUGGUGUUCUAGAUUCAACCGGCACACUCCGCAUUGUGUAUGGUUCCGGAAUUCAGAUCUUCACUGAAAAUAUUCAAGGUGUUGGGAGUGUAAGACUUCGCUACCCUAUUCCACCAAUCCAUGGAGAGGGCAGUACAGUCUGGAAAGAGUUGUCUGUUGUAAAGCAGCAGUUGAGUCAGUUACAGGGCUCUGGGUCUGUCCCAGCUUCAAAUUUGUAUCAGGCUCAGCUCCAACCAACGUCUGUUGGCGGCCUUCACUAUCACGAGUUCACUUUGUACCAACAAGACUUUGAUCUCAUCUCAAACUCUCAGAUCGUGACGGUCAGUACCUCUCUGUCCAAUGGCCACUCGCACGUUCUCGACCUUGCACUCAAUGCCACUUCUGGCAAUGUGGAAUACCUGACCUGUAACGGAGCGCCUGUUUGCCCUGACCUGCAUCCAAAAGUGAUCAAGUUCUUAAGUAGUUCCGGUUAAAGAAACUACAAACUAAGAAUACAGACACGUGGAAUAAUUGGAUUAAGGAUUUUUUUUUUCGAGAUGUCACCGACUUGUGUAAUCAAGAUCCAGAAUCUACUUUUAUUAUUGAUUGAAAUAUAUGUGAUAUAAACUCG